This is a messenger RNA of Cyprinodon tularosa, 1152 nucleotides long. RefSeq names its product Fc receptor-like protein 5. Gene Ontology annotation, biological process: cell surface receptor signaling pathway. Bases 253 to 1071 code for a protein of 272 amino acids. The record is from RefSeq and is a predicted model, not a curated record. Gene Ontology annotation, molecular function: transmembrane signaling receptor activity. The transcript has 6 exons. NCBI's taxonomy places the organism in Eukaryota, Metazoa, Chordata, Actinopteri, Cyprinodontiformes, Cyprinodontidae.
CUCACCUUAGAGAGAGAGGUCUAGUUUUGCUUCUGGUUAUUUUUUUCUACAAUCUUAAUUUCCUUAUGGUAAAAAGCCACAUAAACAUGUCCAGAUUAAACUCAGAUUAACUUGCAGUGUUUCAGGUUUGCUUUCUGCUGCUUUGUUAAAAAAAAAAAAAGUGUAAGUUAGACCACAGCGGUAGGGGGAGGGUUUCUGUUUGAGUGAACUCACCCGUCCUUCAUCCUUCAAACAUUUCUGCUGUUAGUGAAGAUGGAAAUACUUUUGCUGCGUCUGCUAUUUCUGACCUCACUGCUGUGCAGCCCAACACACCAAGCUCGUCUGGUUAUGGAUCACAGCAGCACUCAGCUCUUUGAAGGAACCCCAGUGACUCUGAGAUGUGAGGAACUAGACACCUAUGAAGGAUGGACUGUGAAGAGAAACACAACCAAGCGGCUGUCUACGUGUGGAGAUGGGUGGGGGAAAUGGAAAUGGAACACUUCUUCUUGUGCCAUAGGAUACAUCUUUGCACAUGACAUGGGGGUUUACUGGUGUGAGUCCAGAGAGGGAGCAGCCAGCAGCAGCAUCCAGCUCACUGUCACUGGUGGAUCAGUGAUCCUGCAGAGUCCUGUCCACCCUGUGAUGGAGGGAGAUGACGUCACCCUGAUCUGUCGGAAUAAGACCACCUCUAACCUCACAGCUGAUUUCUUUAAAGAUGGCUCCUUCAUUGGCCAAGAACCUUCAGGCAACAUGACCUUCCAAAGUAUUUCCAGGACUGAUGAAGGUCUCUACCGUUGUAAUAUCAAUGGUCAGGGAGAGUCUCCAUCCAGCUGGAUCUCUGUUACAGCCAAACCAGUAAAGUCCCCAACAUCCCAAGCACCACCCUGUGCCUCAGGCCCCCUCCAACUAAUGUACACGGUUGGGCGCCACCUGGUGGUGUUUGUGCCAUACUUCAUCUCCACCAUCCUCAUGGUGUCUCUGUAUCAAGUCAGAGCACCAGAAAACAAGGUGACCUUCGCAGUGGACCACGCCCCGCCCACAGAGACUGAGCAGGAAAUGGAUGUGAAGAUUGAAAUGAGCACAAAGAAUUAAAGGUUCCUGUCUGAUUUUAGAUAAUUUUAUUAAGUGUUUGAAUAAUACUGUAGCUUCCUCUCUUUCUAAAGAGAUACCGUG